GUCUUGCACAGGUGUACCGGCUCCUCCCCUUCAGUCUUGCACAGGUGUAACGGCUCCUCCCCUUCAGUCUUGCACAGGUGUAACGGCUCCUCCCCUUCAGUCUUGCACAGGUGUAACGGCUCCUCCCCUUCAGUCUUGCACAGGUGUAACGGCUCCUCCCCUUCAGUCUUGCACAGGUGUACCGGCUCCUCUCCCCUUCAGUCUUGCACAGGUGUACCGGCUCCUCCCCUCCAGUCUUGCACAGGUGUACCGGCUCCUCCCCUCCAGUCUUGCACAGGUGUUCCAGUUCCUCCCCUUCACUCUUGCACAGGUGUACCGGCUCCUCCUCUUCAGUUUUGCACAGGUGUAUCAGCUCCUCCCCUUCAGUCUUGCACAGGUGUACCGGCUCCUCCCCUUCAGUCUUGCACAGGUUUACCGGCUCCUCCCCUUCAGUCUUGCACAGGUGUACCGGCUCCUCCCCUUCAGUCUUGCACAGGUGUACCGGCUCCUCCCCUUCAGUCUUGCACAGGUGUACCGGCUCCUCCCCUUCAGUCUUGCACAGGUGUAACGGCUCCUCCCCUUCAGUCUUGCACAGGUGUA
Molecule: messenger RNA, 579 nt
Organism: Staurois parvus
Lineage: Eukaryota; Metazoa; Chordata; Amphibia; Anura; Ranidae
Source: the annotation of a GenBank genome assembly